AUGCCACACAACAUUUUUGAAGACUUGUUUGUUCAUAGCAAGGGUUCCUUUGUGUUUGGCUUCAAUGCUCACUUCCACAUAAUGUUUUGUGACCAAGUGAAGCUGCAUGCGAAUGGUUUUGGUGAGAAGGGACACAUUGUCACACAUCGGCGACUCACAUUGACCAAAACGGUUGCAGGUUUGCCCUCUAACAUCGCUGUCGCACACCACCGCCUACGCUGCCCCGUACCACCACCGUCGCUGCACCAUAUUACCACCGUCGCUGCCCCACACCACUAUCAGCGACACCCCAGAUUUCACAAAUUUAGACCCAGAGAACUUGAAUCAUCAGUUUGCAGCAGUUCUGCAGCAAUACUUGUAAAUUGUCCAUGUGCAGAGCUCAAGUUAAGCUCCAACUUAGAUACCCUUUCCUCUUCUGAAUUCUAUGACCCUGUCCAUAUUUCUCUUCUGCGCGAGUUAGAACUCAUCAAGAUCUGUAAUGGAAGUAUUCACCUAUUUGGGAUGGAAUUUUCCUGUUCUCAAUUUGCUACUUAG
This is a messenger RNA of Lactuca saligna, 534 nucleotides long. NCBI's taxonomy places the organism in Eukaryota, Viridiplantae, Streptophyta, Magnoliopsida, Asterales, Asteraceae. The record is from the annotation of a GenBank genome assembly.